Messenger RNA from Leptidea sinapis, 1277 nucleotides. RefSeq names its product GPN-loop GTPase 1. Gene Ontology annotation, molecular function: GTPase activity. The record is from RefSeq and is a predicted model, not a curated record. Lineage: Eukaryota; Metazoa; Arthropoda; Insecta; Lepidoptera; Pieridae. The transcript has 9 exons. The coding region runs from base 163 to 1263 and encodes 366 amino acids.
CAAACAAAACAUUUUCACCACAUAACCUAUAUUAAAAAUAUUUUCGAUUAUAAUUUGUCACAUAUUUAACAAUAUUAUUCAAAAUUCUCAUAGAUUCUCUCGAUUUUUAAGAGAGUAACAGUGUUAUUUAAUUGUACACAAAUUUAUAAUUUUCGAGUUCCAAUGAUGGAGGCUGAAUCAGGUGAUAAGAAGCCGAUAUGUCUGAUUAUUUUAGGCAUGGCAGGUGCUGGCAAAACAUCAUUCACAAAGAGAUUGGCCAGUAAAGUGGUGAAUGAUGCCAGACCAUAUCUUAUAAACUUGGAUCCUGCUUGCAGAGAAGUUCCAUAUCCGGCUAAUAUAGAUAUAAGAGACACAGUGAAUUAUAAAGAGGUAAUGAAACAGUAUGGUCUUGGUCCCAAUGGAGGUAUUGUGACAGCUUUGAAUUUGUUCUCCACAAAGUUUGGUCAGGUUGUAAACCUCAUUGAAAAGGCGGGCACCAAGCAUAAAUAUUGUGUUAUUGACACACCAGGACAGAUAGAGGUAUUCACUUGGUCCGCAUCAGGGACUAUAAUAACUGAGACACUGGCGGCCUCGUGUCCCACAGUGGUCGUGUACGUUAUGGACACAGUACGUAGUGUGUCCCCCGUCACCUUCAUGUCCAAUAUGUUGUAUGCCUGCUCAAUAUUGUAUAAGACGAGGCUACCUUUUAUUGUUGUUAUGAAUAAGACAGACGUAGUGAACAAUUCGUACGCUGUAGAAUGGAUGCGGGAUUUUGAAGCGUUUCAAGAGGCUUUGGACGCGGACUGUGACGGAGAGGGCAGCUCGUACGUGGGGAACCUCACGCGCUCCAUGGCUCUGGCGUUGGAUACCUUCUACACGGACCUGAGGAGCUGCGGACUGAGCGCGCACACGGGGGACGGAAUCGAUGAGUUCUUCAAAUUGGUCGACGAAGCAGCUGAAGAAUAUGAAAGAGAUUAUAAGGCGGAUUGGUUGAAGAUGCGCGCGGAAAAACUGGAGGAACAAAAGAAGAAAGAGGAAGAAUUGAAAGCGAGCAAACAAGAUAGCUCGGAUACAGUGAUAGAUAAGGGGAGUCUGAUAGACCAGGUGAUGGGUGGAAGGGAGAUAAGUGACAUGUACCUGAAGCACCCCGCUAACGAAAGCUCAAGUGACGACGAGGGAGAAGAGGAUAUGCACGAGGAUGUUGAUGACAAACCUGCUGAUGUGUUGGCGUUCCAAGAGUUUAUAAAGAAACACGUAAAACCUAACGAGGAUAAUAAAACUUAGUAUUUUGUAUCACA